This is a messenger RNA of Amoebophrya sp. A120, 2580 nucleotides long. The record is from the annotation of a GenBank genome assembly. Lineage: Eukaryota; Dinophyceae; Syndiniales; Amoebophryaceae.
UAGGGCAAUACAUUGGUAGUUUGUGUCACAGCAAGGAAAGCUCAAAGUUUCGGUCGUCCCUUGUUGCGGAGGACAGUCUCUGUGUUGCAGCUCGCUUGUGGUCGUCGGUCUCUCAUUUAUUGCUGUUGAAACAUAUUCCUUACAGUUUCGAGUUAGCAUUGUAGUCGCACUCCGACUAAGGAGCUCCUGAUACUUCUCAUUGCAAGCACAUUACGACAACUUCGACUGAGGAUUGAAGAUGUUGAUGUACCGUCUCACCGAAAACGGGCCCGAGCAGGUCCGUUACCGCAUAUUCUCGACUUCACGCACGGUCCUGCCGGACAAAUAUCCUGCACGAGACAAUACUCUCCCCAUAAUUGUCAUACCAAUUUGCAUGCCCAGAAUAUACCUCAUGUGGCCGGGCUGUACUGAUCAGGUGUGGUGGGUAGCUCCCGACUGGUUGGUACUUCUAUUGGGGCGACUUGCCGUGGUAGCGCUCGGCUUUUGUAUGUGGAGGUCGCCGAAAGUGCUUCCUCGCCCACCCCCCGGGGAGGGGAUCCUUGACCUGUGGCGCUGGGUGCGGGUGUCCACUACAUGAUGAUGAUGAUGUGCUUCGCGGUACAGAGUGUUUUCUGAUGAUGUUGUUGUAGCUGGGGAUUUAUAAUUGAUUUGUCGUGCUCUCGUACUCGAAGCUGACGAGAUUAUAUUAUGCGGUUGCACUCGGUACCGCAGUAGAAGCACUCCCAAAGUUGUCAUGCGUGGCGACCCAUCUCAGUCUUAGAAAUUGGGUGGUGAAGAUUUUCAGCAGGAGAAGAAAGUGAACAACUUCGUUGUCCUGCCGGUGUCGGAUCCAAAGUUGUAUGCUUUGAAAAGAUGUCUGAGACAGGGAAUUUGUGAUGGUGAUUUGCGGAUACCCGAAGCUCUUUUAAAUGCAUGACAAAGUUUCGAAACGAAUUCUCAUUGUUCCUGGCAAACAGGACAGUAAGUUGCGUUUUAUUCCCAUGUACAAUUGAAAGAAAACCACUAGAUUUUUGUCAGUAUUCACGCGCAAGCGCCACAAGUUGCAUCUGCCCUGAACUGCAGACCUAAUUUUUGCAAUUUACAACAGGAAUCGCGGAACACUGGAGAAAAGCAUAUCAAAUGCAAAUAUGUCUGGGUCCGGAGGGGUGCAAGGUUUGUCAUGCACAUUUCGCAUGACUCCUGAUGUCUGUGAUGCAUGCCCUAGCAUCACAGAUUUUCCGCUGUCGCAAAAGUUGGGACUCUUUACCUGAUCAUGCAAUACAGAUUUUUGCAGAAUCCAAAUGCACCAUCACAAGUUACAUCCUUCCAGACCCAGACACUCUUGCAUUUGAUAAAGCAACUGGGUGGACGAUUUGCAAAUGACCGAAUCCAUCGCCCUCACGCCGGAGCCGGCAACGCCGCGCAGGUGCCUAGUCACACUCGCGUUCGAGCGCUGGGCGCGCCGUACGGAAGAAGCGGCAGCGAUCCGGCGCGGAUCGCUAGACAAGAACACGCACGAUCUCGAGGUGGUCCAGGAGGCCGUGGAGGAGGACGAGGACGUGAAAAAGGACCGCGGCCGCUGCUUAUCCGCUGCAGAGAAAGUAGUGUUGCAAGGGUCUGGAAGCUUGCGAUGUUGGAUUCUUUGCCAAGAAUGCAGCCGGGCAUAAAGGGCAUGAAAGACGCUGCGUCGUGUCUGGCGGGCAACUCUUCAAGAUGUUGUGUCCUACUUACUUGCAUGACAAGCCUCACAAGUAUAAAGCUGAAGGUUAUUUGUCGGCCAAGCAAUAAAGAUCUUUGAAAGAAAUCGCCAGACAUGGAGAAUCUAGCUUCUCCAGACCCCGGCGUUCUGCAUUGGAUACGCUUCCGUGGCGGAAACCGUGUCAACCCAGGCAUCUGAUGACGAGGACGUGAUGUAACUGUUGUAUCCGACAGGAGUGGUCGAGGACCCGAAUGCUGCAGCAGAACUGUUUCCAUUUUCCAUAAAACGUCUCCACUGCCAGCUUUUUUCUGGUGCAUAAGCAUCCAGCACAAAAUUUUUUUUUGUUUUUUUUUUUGCCCACUUUUCAGCUGCUUCACCUCGAAACAACAGUACUCAAGCCACUCCAGAUGUUAUAUUAACAGCACUCAAACAUAAUGAGGAAACGCUGGCUACCCUAAUAUGAACCCAUCGUUGCCAAUAAUUGCGCAGCAGGGAAAGAGACAUUCGCUUUUUGAUUUUGAGUAAUGUAAGAAAGAGCACGAAAACUAUUGAUACUCGCGUCUGUACAUCCAGAGAAAGAAUCGAUAGCAAGAAAAUACUCAAAAAACGAAACGGAUGAAAAAAAAAUGUGCUGAAUAAGUGAGUCAGGCAAAUAACGAAAAAGACUCCAGGUGUAAGCACUGACAAACUUUCAGUUUACUAGAGAAGUCACAAACUAUCGAACUAGAAGAUUCUUCCCUCUGGGAUACUUCUUCGUACCUCCUAGCGUGGUCCGGCCUCGCUGACCGCCGAUAGAUACUACUUUCGCCCGUAAAUGGGAUUUUGGAAGCAGUUUCGGACACUCUGACUUCAGAAUUCUAACGCACGGAGCAUCAGUCUUGAAAAUAAAAUAAGCAUGGGAU